AUGACAUGGAAAGUGUUUCGCUUUGGUGGCCCUGUUGGUCACGAUUCCCAACCGCAACAAUCGCUUAGUCCUGCGCCUGUUCCUGUGCGUCACAGUGAACAGAUUCCACGUUCGACUUUCACAAUGGGGCAGCUGAUCCCGCGUUUGUCAGAGUCGAACGCAAAUUCACCGCUGGUCGGAGAAUCUGGGAUCGCUCAGCCGUCCCACCCACACGACAACCCUCCAGCAGCUUCCAGAGAUACAUCAGAUCACAAUGCCAAACAACAAAUCUCCUUGCGGAACAGAUUCAGCUUGAUGCGCUUCAGACAUGCAUCAGAUCCCCAACUAUCUGCCUCAUAUAACGAGACAGGGACCCCUCCUGUCCCUUCAUUACCUCCGCCCACAAUCAUCACUACAUCACCAACGUUUCCAAACCAGACGCCAGCUCCGAAACGAAUGAGCAUGUUCAAAAUUGGCUCUGAGAAACCUGUUUCGGGGCAUGCGGCAACCACGCCCAGAAACUAUAACCACACGCCUAGCAAUUCCAAUACCUCAAAUGGAAGUUCCGUUCAACAUUUUUCUGGAGUGGAUAACUCACCAACCGCCCCUUCAAGCCUCAGAGCUUCUCACAUAAGCUUUGAAGAACCUGGCAGACUAUCAACCACCUCGUUACGGAGCGGUGGAGCUGUCCGUGCACAUGGCGAUGGUGGUCCAGUUCCCAGUACCCGGUUUUCAGAAUCUUCUAGGUCAGACGCGAGCUCUGCUGAGCAUGGUGUCUAUGUGAAAACCAGCGCCGCUGCUAGCACCAGCUCCUUCUUCCGCCUACCGCGACUGAAGCGCAGCAAAGGUCCACUCUUCCCAUUAGCUGCUAAAAUAUCGCCUCCAGGACAAGCGUCGAAGUUGUCCGAAUCCAAUCGUCCCCAAACCGGCGGGAAUAAAUCUCGCAGUUCUACUGAUCACACUCAUGAGCAUGCUCCAUCGCUUCCAUCACUUCCAUCACUUCCUUCUCCAUCCCAAUCUUCAUUAGGUUUUGGAACGCCUGGCACUUCAUCUCCCGGACCGGCCUUGCUCCGAAAAGACUCGAUCGCGUCUGCGCACUCUGCUAAGUCAUCCAUCUUUCCCAACACACGAGGUCGCAUCUCACGCAGACAAAGGUCAUCAACGAUAGGCUCUCUUUCCGAUAUUCAAGAUGGUCAACAUCAUUCAUCGCCCGAUCUUGUUCCUUCCAACCGAACUUCAACAACGAAUCCAUCUACACGGAAGAGCUUUAGUGACCUUUUCGCUAUUCCGGCUCGUUUUAAACAUAAUCAUGAUCUAAACGGAACGGGCGAUGCUUCUCCGAGUUUUGGAGCACCAGGUACCCCUGCAUCAAUUGCUUCAAAAUCUAAUUCCGUUGCAUUAGGACGGGAUUUGGUGUCGUUCCCGGCUAGGGAAGAAGAUGAUACCCCAGCCACUUACCUUUCUCGGUUGGAAAGGUCUGUUCGCCGUGGGGCGAUUGCCAGUAUCCUGUCACUGUCUGCAGAGGAGUUUUACGCGACAGCUUUAAGAAAGUAUAUGCGUGGAUUUUCAUUUUUCGGCGACCCUAUUGAUAUGGCAAUCCGGAAACUUCUUAUGGAAGCCGAGCUGCCGAAGGAGACUCAGCAAAUUGAUCGGGUCCUCCAAAGCUUUGCUGAUCGUUAUCACGAGUGCAAUCCAGGCAUUUUUACUUCCUCAGAACAAGCCUACUUCAUUGGAUUUUCCUUGUUGAUCUUACAUACGGAUGUCUUCAAUAAAAAUAAUAAAAGGAAAAUGCAGAAGGCAGACUAUGUUCGGAACACGCAAGGAGAAGGGAUAUCUGCAGAAAUACUCGAAUGCUUCUAUGAAAACAUAAUAUACACCCCAUUCAUCCACGUCGAAGACGAACUAAACCUAGGCAGGCUCAUGGCCCCGAAAACACGCAAACCUUUGUUCAAAGCUGCAAGCGCUGAUAGCCUGCCGAGCUUCUCCCGAUGA
Messenger RNA from Histoplasma mississippiense, 1971 nucleotides. RefSeq lists its product with no specific name. The coding region runs from base 1 to 1971 and encodes 656 amino acids. Gene Ontology annotation, biological process: regulation of ARF protein signal transduction. Lineage: Eukaryota; Fungi; Ascomycota; Eurotiomycetes; Onygenales; Ajellomycetaceae. The record is from RefSeq and is a predicted model, not a curated record. Gene Ontology annotation, molecular function: guanyl-nucleotide exchange factor activity. The transcript is spliced from 3 exons.